UCCAAUAAUUAAAUCCACACCAAUAAUGAUUAUAUCAAUUGAAAAAAGGGUGGGAUGAGGUUGAUGUGGUAGACAAUGGUUGGUCGGUUUAUUAAGAGUAGAAAACAAAUAAAUAAAGCCGUUCAGGUUGUUGGAUGAGACAUGACAACAACAACCAAAAAUUACUAGUAUUUCUAUUCUAUUUCUAUAUUCUUUCUGAAUUUUGAGUAGUGAACGGGUCAAUUGCCAACCCGUUACCCGCCCAUCAAAACUCAUACAUAGGCCUACAAAAGCUAAUUUAAUCCGCUGAUUCGAUCUGAACUUUUUUGAAAAUAAAUGAAUUUGAGUUAUUUUUGAUCCAAUUAAUUUCAAAUUUAUUUAUUUUCGAUUAGGGGUCGGGCUAGCAGGUCAAAUCAACUUUAAACAAGCCUAAAGCCUACUCAUACCGAAAUCAGGUAAAUUGGUAUUUUACGAGAAAAUAGAAGAAAUAGUGAUAUGUUAGUUCUAAUCAAAAAUAGAAAUUAUGAUAAAUUUAGUAAGACAGACUGAGAGGGGGCAAAUUUGAGGUAAAAUAGGCCAAUUCAGUUGAAACAUUCUCUGGAAACUAUAAUCAUAAUCAUAUUUUGAGCGAGAGCGAGUAUUAACGAGAUUAUAGUGAUUCAAUUACCAAAACGAGUUGUAUAGUUAUCUAAGAAUUAUUGGCAGCUUCUGGAAUCCUAUUGUUCCUCCGUCUAGCCUCUCACUUUUCUCAUUGAUUUCAAACACACCAAAUCUUGAAUCCCAAAAGUGGGUUAUUGCAUAAUUUGGGUGAUUAAAAGCAUAAUCAAUCAACAGUUCUUGUAUGAAAACAUCUUGACAUUGUAUAUAAUAUGGGUUCUAAAGAUGGAAGUGUAGGGUGGAGUGUAUUUGACACUAUAAAAUUUCUUCCCGCAACCCCAGAUGCACUCAUGGCAGAGAUAAAUGCAGCCAUAGCUGCUUUAGAAUAUGCACAGGCUUCCACACAACUCGCUCCUCGAGCUAAGAGCAGCAACUCGGUUCCAUGUUCAGUUUAUGAUGCCGAGAUUGCAGAGGAAGCUUACAAGCUGGGAUGUAUUGCAUUAUCUGAGGGUAAGCUUGAUGAAGGCCUUCAAUCUUUGAACAUUUCUAUAUCUAAAUGCCCACCUCAACAAAUUGAUGUUAUUGCCAAAAUACAGUCCCUAAUCUCUUUUACAGCCCAACAAUUUAAGAUGUCUUCUAAAUGACUAUAUUAGUCGCUUUCCUUUGUCCACUUCUUGGAGGGGCACCGGUAAUCUGGUAUGAUCUGUCUGCUAUCCUCCUCCCACCAGAUCAUGACUUGUGCGGGAUACUGGGUUGUUGACUUUGACUCUGAUUUUGAGUCACUUUCCCAUUGACAGUGUGUGCUCUUUGAUGCUUCUUUUAACAGUUGAGUUUGAAAAUUGUGUUUGUAAUACUACUCAUUUUUACUCACAUUUUGUCUAUUUACAGUACACCAUUUUUCCCAUUAGCUUAUACUCUCAGUCACCUAAAGAUAUCGCCCCAAACUUCUUGAUCUGAGAGCUUUUACAAAGUUUCGGGGCAAUCUUAAAGGGGCGGAAGGAGUUGUGAAAUCUAUUAGCAACUUCUAUUCAUGCCAUAUACGAUAGUCUAACCGUUAGACCAUGUAAACUUUUUCGAAAAUUCUUAAAUGAGACAGUUUCAUGGUGAGACCGUCUCUAUUAGGUUGAUCCAUGUAUUUACAAUUAAGUGAUCAAUUAUAGAAUUGAGCUAAUUAUAUGGGUCCAUCUCAUGGUGUGAUGGUUUCAUACAAGACGAGCUGAAACUUUUUACGUUGUUUAUUUCAGGAGUUUUGUGCAGCUAUUGAUAAGGCUCAAUUUAACACUUUUUUGUGCAGUUACUGAGAUCACUUUGUAUAUCACAUUUAUGAAGCUCACCAACAAGUUAUACCUUAACACAGUUGAAUGAAAAGUGUUGAUGAAUCAAAUGCUCUUGAGAUUUAGGGUUCAUAACUGUAAAACUUUUUGAUCAUCUUAUUCAAUGUAUUCCGCUCAUAGAAAUUAUGUUCAAGGUUAGAGGAAGGAUGGAAGACGGCAAACCAUGUUGUUUGAUGGAAGACUCAAGGAAAAUGAAUAUUUUCAAGCUAGUUGAUUUACUAAAAUAUGAAUGUCAUGUUGUUUUAAGUAUUAUAUGUUUUAAAAUUGAUUUUAUGCUUUUUAGAUAAAAAGUGCAUCUUGCUUGCAAAAAGCUUGCGCCUUUGCCCUAUGUUUUGCGCCCAAGCUCUAAGGACCUUUUGAGUGCGAUCUCGUGGUUUUUUGAACUGAGAUUGAAUUAAGAUUGGAAAAUAUCAGGUUGAAUACUUGCACUUUGCAGAUACGUUUACUAAUAUAUGCUAGCUUGCCCAUUAACAAUGCAAGUUUGGGAGAAGUUGUAGAUUAGUGUCGAGUAAUCAAUUCAACUAAAAGCUUAAGCUGAUGGUUGAGACCCAAAAUAUGUUAUAUACUCUAACACGUUCUUUUACAUGAGAGCCCUUUGAGCUAGAAGUGUAGAUGCAAGAUAGACCUUUUUCAUACUUGGCGCUGAAUAUUUUACUUUAAAUAAAGGGUGGUUAAGAUUUAAA
Molecule: messenger RNA, 2593 nt
Organism: Amaranthus tricolor (Joseph's coat)
Lineage: Eukaryota; Viridiplantae; Streptophyta; Magnoliopsida; Caryophyllales; Amaranthaceae
Exons: 2
Coding region: 849-1220 (123 amino acids)
Source: RefSeq, a predicted model, not a curated record